GUGCUAGAUGUGCUGGAACCAGGGGUGGACUGACCAUUUGGAAACUUGGGCACUGCCCGAGAGCCCGGGGUCAGUAGGGGGCCCCAUGAGAUGCCCCUGGUACCUUUUUCAUAGGCUUUUUUGAGUUUGGGCAAGGACACAGGGGCUCCAUGAUCCCCUAUUGCCCGGGGGCCCCAUGAGUUGUCAGUUCGCCCCUGGACAUCAUCCUGCUUAUCAGUGCCCAAUGCUGCCUAUCAGUGCCGCCUAUCAGUGCCCAUCAGUGCUGCCUAUCAGUGC
This is a messenger RNA of Staurois parvus, 276 nucleotides long. NCBI's taxonomy places the organism in Eukaryota, Metazoa, Chordata, Amphibia, Anura, Ranidae. The record is from the annotation of a GenBank genome assembly.